AUGAGGAAAAUACUUGCCAUUUGUCUCAGCCUUGCGACCCAUUUACAUGCAGGCAGCACCAACAAUGCUACUUACUUCUCUACAUCAACGGCUUCUUCGCUAGACAGCUCUAUCUCCUUUCUAGAGGCGACCGCUCCAUCUUCAGCCUUUGACAUGGACGAACAGUUGGCUAAGAUAGCUGAUAUCUGCCUGACCCUUCGAGAGCACGAGCAGCUAACGGGUGACAUUCUUCGACACGGAAUGGCGCGAAUUUUCAAUGUAAAUUUGGUGAACGAAGCGCAAGCUGUCAUUGGUCUUGAGGAGCUACGUGCUGUGUUAGGCUUUGCCCCACCCGGGAAUUGGACAAACUAUAAGGAACCCAGCAGAGAGGAAAUCGCAGCCGCCCUCACUAUCGAAGAGUACUACGAGCUAAGGGAACCACGCAGUAAGAUGCGUAGCCUUAAUAGCACGCUAUUCUUUGAGAAGAACUUCCCUCCCGCCAUAGCGUUCUUGGACAUGCGAAUGCCAGCCAUUCGUGCCAUUUAUCGACUUAAGUUUGAAGAAAUUCGUCGUCAUCAUGGUCCAAAAGGCAUAGCAGACAGGAAAGAGAUUGAUCGCAUGCUUGAAGAUUUUCGUACCACUUCUCUCCGUAUCGACCGUGCAUUUCAACAAAUCUUUCUUAGAAAUUCUCUAUGCCUGCUAACUAAGGGAAUGCUUCACAAUUGA
Molecule: messenger RNA, 705 nt
Organism: Caenorhabditis remanei
Lineage: Eukaryota; Metazoa; Nematoda; Chromadorea; Rhabditida; Rhabditidae
Exons: 2
Coding region: 1-705 (234 amino acids)
Source: RefSeq, a predicted model, not a curated record